Molecule: messenger RNA, 1653 nt
Organism: Puccinia graminis f. sp. tritici CRL 75-36-700-3
Lineage: Eukaryota; Fungi; Basidiomycota; Pucciniomycetes; Pucciniales; Pucciniaceae
Exons: 1
Coding region: 1-1653 (550 amino acids)
Source: RefSeq, a predicted model, not a curated record
AUGACCACAAGAAAGUCAAAGACCGAACCUCUGCUACCAAGAACUGACGACCCAGAAGCCAUUCUCAGAGCCAGCAACGCCGAAAAGCGACGUCGCGAGCGAAUAGCCGCCCAAUUGACUCAAACAGCUGUACACGUCCCUCUACCGAACUCACCGCCUCCGGCGAUUGCGCAACUCCCAGAAGCGCCUACAACCGAGUAUCAACGUCCUCCAACAUCACCAACUAUUGUCACUACCAAAACAAAGAAAUCACACCUCCCUCACUUCCUUGGAUACCGCGAACAAGACCCUGCAGCCUCACCAACAGAAUCAAUGGCCUCUUCCAAAUCUAAGGAUACCGCAGGCGGAAUUCCAGAAGAUAUGUCAACAAACGACUGCAUCCGAGCCUUGAUGGCUAUGCAACAGACCACCUUAAUGCAGCUUCAGGCAUCACAAAAGCAAGCAGAAGCAGAGAGAGAAGCAAGUGCGGCGAGGAUAGCAAGACUCGAAGAGAUUGCUAUCAACUCGGCAGUGAAAACCGAGUCAACUCCACCACCAUUACAACCCGCACAUGGACGUAUAGACUUACAACGAUUUAAGAUUUCUGAUGGGCCGGUCUAUCGGGGCCCCUUUCAUGCCGUCGAACCUUUUCUACAGUGGAUUCAUAGUCUUCAAAUCUUCUUCACUUCCAAGGAAGUAGAGCACGCCAACGAUAAGAUUAGAUUAGUUGGUGGCCUCUUGGCCGAAACCAAUCUACUAUCAUUCUACGCCAACGAAGCAACCAAAUACACAGGCAAACCGUGGACUGACUUUAAAAAUCGGCUCAUGACCUUUGCCCUUCCGCCCGACUGGCGUACGGGUAUCAAGAGGAGCAUCCGACAACUCAAGAUGCAAGAGUCUCAAAGCUUUCUAGAAUUCAGCACACAAGCACGUACCUUACAAUCGAUGCUAAACUUUGAUGAUGAAGACGCUUUUGGCGAAUUUGAAUUGGCCGAAUACGUUACUUUUGGCUUGUCAGAUGAGCUCCAAGGAAAAGUAUCCGACUUCCGACUACUCUGCAUUAAACCAUUUGAUUAUGGUGACUUUGAAGAACGUGUUGCGGGAUUUUUUGAGCAUUUACCCAAGCGUUCUAGUGGAAGACCACGUCCGGUGACUGGGGCCUCGCAAGACCGCAGCACCUCCCCGCAAUCAUCCUCCCUUUGGAGACUACACUCUUACUUGGACUCACUAGGUCGCUGUCACUUCUGCAAGAAAAACUGUGGCAGCAAGAAUGGAGCCUGCCCGGGACAAAUCAACAAAUCCUAUGUAGAAAUCCCUUCAUCAUUCAAGACCCCUCCUAAACCGGCUGAUUAUAAACCCCCCAAAGCAACAACCAGUCAAAACACUACUGCCGGAAAACCAACCCACCAGCCAGAUGGCCGACCAUCGCAGCGAGCAGCUAACGUAGCAGGAGUAGAAGAGAUCAACUACUUCCCCGAGCUUAGCACAGCAGCAGUUUCAGCUAUUGCAGCUCUUGACGAACACUUACUAGGACUUGAAGCUUCCGACACUGCGGACAACAUUCAACCAGCGCAGGUAGAUGGAAUCACACUUGAGGACCUUGGACCGGAAGAACUACAGUUGCGGAUGGCAAAAACCGACCCUGCCCCUUCCGCAAAAAAGUGCCAACUUUGA